Messenger RNA from Melanotaenia boesemani (Boeseman's rainbowfish), 4930 nucleotides. It is a transcript of the gene fbxo38, whose product is annotated as F-box protein 38. Gene Ontology annotation, cellular component: cytoplasm; nucleus. Gene Ontology annotation, biological process: protein K48-linked ubiquitination; SCF-dependent proteasomal ubiquitin-dependent protein catabolic process. Gene Ontology annotation, molecular function: protein binding. The record is from RefSeq and is a predicted model, not a curated record. The transcript is spliced from 21 exons. NCBI's taxonomy places the organism in Eukaryota, Metazoa, Chordata, Actinopteri, Atheriniformes, Melanotaeniidae. The coding region runs from base 201 to 3716 and encodes 1171 amino acids.
UGGUAGGAGGAAGAAGAGGAAUCCACUGAGCUUUGUCUCCGGGCCUGUUUGGUUGAAGUCCUCAGCUGAUGGCGGAACGGCGGACCCACGGCGGGCCGGACGCUUUCAAACAGAACUGAGGUCCACUGGUGAACGAUCCAGGCAGAAGCGGUGUGUCCACACACAGGUUGGGUUUAUGUCUGUUCGGUGACGCUGUAGUGAUGGGACCGCGGAGGAAGGCGUCUAAACUGCAGCUGGUGGUGGGCAGCGGUGGAGGAGAGGUGCUUCAGAGACCCCUGGAACCUAAAGACUACAUCAAUGAGCUGUCCCAUGAAGUCCUCUGUCACAUCUUCAGGUACCUUCCAAUGAAGGACAUCAUGUGUAUGGAGUUUCUGUCCAGGAAGCUUCGAGAAGCUGUGACUCUGUACCUGCGGGUCAUAAAAGUGGUGGAUCUGUGUGCUGGUUGUUGGUGGGAGUAUAUGCCUUCAGGUUUCACAGACCCGAGCUUUCUGAUCCUUCUGAAGAAGAUGCCUGAUCUGGAGCAGCUGUACGGCCUUCACCCUCGAUACCUGGAGAGGAGACGUGUGAGGGGCUACGAGGCUUUCAGCAUCCCGGGAGUCCUGGAGGCGCUGCAGGCUUGUCCCAAUCUGCUGGGGGUGGAGACGUCCCACCUGGAACUGGUGGAGGCCAUCUGGAACUACAUGCCCCAGGUCCACAUCCUGGGAAAGUUCCGCAACCGUAAUGGAGCAUUUCCCAUUCCUACUGAGAACAAACUAACCAUCCCCGUCACGGCCAAAAUCCAAACCCUUCAUCUCGUGGGUGUGAAUGUCCCAGAGAUCCCCUGUGUGUCCAUGUUACGCCACCUGUACCUGAAGUGGGUCCGUUUCACCAAACCACAGCCGUUUAAGGACUUCCUGUGUGUGAGCCUGAGGACCUUCGUCAUGAGGAACUGUGCUGGACCGACCAACUCCCUUAAAUAUGUCCCCCUAGUUACUGGUUUGGCUUCAGCUCGGAACCUGGAGCAGCUGGAGCUGGUCAGGGUUCCUUUCCUGGGAGGGCUGAUCCAGCAUGUGGUGGAGGACAGCUGGAGGUCAGGGGGAUUUCGGAACCUCCAUACCAUCGUGUUCGGAGCUUGUAAGAAUGCCCUGGAAGUGGAUCUGGGCUACCUCAUCAUCACUGCAGCUCGCAGGCUUCAUGAGCUGCGUAUCCAGCCCUCUCUCACUAAGGAUGGAGUCUUCUCAGCUCUGAAAAUGGCUGAACUUGAGUUUCCUCAGUUUGAGACGCUUCAUCUGGGAUAUGUGGAUGAGUUCCUUCUCCAAUGUAAGAUGAGUCACUCUGAGCUGGUGAAGUACGGUCUGGCUGACGUCGUUGAAAAUCCUGGAAUCAUCACUGAUAUCGGCAUAAAGGUGGUGAAUGAGGUGUUUACUAACAUCAAGUAUCUGCACAUCUAUAACUGUCCUCACCUCCACAACCCUCAUCAGUGGAUCACAGAUCAGUCCAGAUGGAGCCGCCUGGUAGACCUGACUCUGGUUCGCUGCCACGCCAUCAAACUGGAGUCCUUCUCCCACUUCAUAGAGCUGCUGCCCUGCCUGGAGUUUAUCUGUCUGGACCAGAUGUUCAGAGAGCCUCCAAAGGGCUGUGCCAGGGUGGGUCUCAGUGCAGGAACUGGUAUCGGCGUGUCUUCUGCUCUGGUCAGCAACCAGAACUCCAACAAUGAAAACAACCACCAUCAUCACCCUAAUGAGGCCAACAUGGCUGCUGCUCCUCCACCUGUCAACAACGUCCACAACAUCAACAACAAUGUCAACAACAACAACCAGAGGCAGCAGCAGAAUCAUGAACAAGUGGAGAUAAACGGGAUGGAAGAAGAUGAUGAAGAGGAGGUUGCCUAUCCUAAUGAGAAAAUAGAGGAAGAUCCAGAGAUAGACCUUAGGGAAGCGGACGUGGGAAUGGGGAAAGAAGAAACGGAUGUGGCAGGAACCAGUUAUUCAACUGAAACAUCUCACCCUCCUGAUGAGGAACAAGCAGGUCCCAGUGGUUUGAGCCAGCAGUGCAGACCAGCUGGUUCUGCUGCUCCCAAGCCCCCAGUAGGGGUUUCAGACUCUGACAGUGAGGAAGAGGAAGGCCUUGCUUCAAGGCUAAUGCCUCCUUCCUGUCUGCAGCAAACAGCUUCUUGUACAAAAGGUAAAGGGAAGACUCCUCUGCGGCGAAGCAGCAGUAUCGUUGGGUCUCAUGCAGCUUCGGAGCAGUUGAAGCCUCAGAUGUGUCGGAGCAGCUGUGAGAAGAGCUGCCAGGUGACCAGUGAACAGAUCAAGGCUGACAUAAAGGCCGCAACUGAGACCACCAAGAGGACUAUAAGUAAAGGAACCAACCUUAAAUCUGUAGAGGCCACGGUGAGACCAGGAGCUGAUGGUGGGUUAGUACCGUCCAGGAGUUCUUCAGCGGCACUGAGGACCCGAGUGAGGCCAGUUACUGGAUCUCUGAGCAGGGAAGGACCUGCAGCAGCUGUAGGGGCAUAUGGGAGGGUGAUGGAGGGCCACUCUCACAGAUCUACCAUAGAAAGAGCCUCAGGGUUAGUUCGAACUACUCACUGUACCCAAUCUGAGGCUCAGACUGGAGGGUCCAGGCAGAGGCCCAGUCCUGCUGUCGACCAUGGUUUGGAGACGUCAGCACUGCAGCAGGGACAACCCAGCCUGGAUGGAACUGCCUCUGUUACUGGUUUAGGUUCACAACAAAGACGGAUCAGUCAGGACUUUGUUCCCAGGAGACCUUUAACUCGAUCCUGCACCCGCACCUCUUCUGUGCCUCUGGUACCUGAGACAGAUCUUUCAAGAGCCAGACCUCGAGUAGCAGUUAGAAGGAAACGGAUGACCGACAAAUCAACCAGCACCUCAGACCCGGUCACUGAGGAUGACCAUGUACAGAUUUUGACCCUGAAAAGCAAAAACCUGGUGGGCAUCACACUGACCAACUGUGGAAUCACUGACCUGGUCCUCAAAGACUGUCCCAAGAUGAUGUUCAUCCACGCCACUAGAUGUCGGGUCCUGAAGCAGCUGCGAAUAGACCGGGCCCCUAUUGUGAACCGGUUUGACUAUGCUCAGUGUAAGAAGCUGGACAUGGUUCAAGUUUUGGAUCAGAUUCUGAGAAUGCCUCCAGAGAGAAACCGCAUCAUCUACAUGCGUCCUAUGCACCAGAUUGACUCGGUGGCUCUGGAACGUCAGCUUUUCCAGGGACCGUAUCCCUAUCACAUCGCUAUCGUACACGAGUUCAGCAACCCCCCAAACAUACGCAACAAAGUGCGAAUCCGUAGCUGGAUGGACACCAUAGCUAACAUCAGCCAGGAGUUGAUCAAGUAUGAGUUUUUCCCAGAAGCCACCAGAACAGAAGAAGAUGUGAAGAAGUAUCCUAAAUACCCCUGGGGGCGCGACAUCUACACACUGGAGGGCGUGGUUGACGGCGCACCCUACAGCAUGAUCACAGACUUCCCUUGGCUCAGAACCCUAAGAGCAGCUGAUCCGAACAGCUACGCCCGCUGUGACUUCGAAGAUGAUGAAAGCACCACCAUCUACGCACCGCGCCGUAAAGGACAGCUGUCGGCGGACAUCUGCAUGGAGACCAUCGGUGAGGAGAUCUCUGAGUGCCGACAAAGCAGACGAGGAGUGUUCCAGAGAGUGGUGGUUCUCUUCCUUCAUCACUGUGAUACUCCAGGAGAACCCGUGGACGACGACUACAUCUAGACGCUCUGCCAAGUCAGGCUCCCCCCACUCUUCCAGUCCAGACACAGACUGGGGGUCCUGUCUAGCCCAGUUCUGUAUCUGACCUUAAAUACACUGACGGAUGACUCUGCUUCUCUGACCCGUUAAACACGCUGAAGAAUACGGUUUCUGGUGGAUGGAGGUGCAGACCUGCAGCAGUCCUGGUCGUCUGCUGACUCGGCGCUGAUUCUGGAGCAUUGUUUUCCUGCUUCCAGGUCCAGUCUUCAUCGUGACUCCAUGUUUUCUCCUGAUCCGUUUCCAUUCAGUCACACAGGAACAUUUCAGAGAAGAAACCUGCUGGAUGGUACGUUCUGAAUCCAAAAUGGAAACGGACUGAACCAGUGCAAUUGGACUCUUCCAGAACCCAGCUCUGCUCAGCUGGAUCCCCCAUGUUCAGGAGACCUCAGAUUGUUCCGGAUGGAGAUGUGAUUCUGCUGUGAUGGAGCACCAGGAAUCCUUAGUUUAGUUUUCCUAACCUUCUUUUUGUUCCAUCUGAUGAAGAACUGAAGAGAACCGGGUUCUGCAGAGGUUCUGAUGGAUUUGAGUUGAAAAGAUGAAAAGAAACUUGAUUUUCUCAGUUUGAAGUUUUGCAGAUGUGAUGAGAUUCUGAAGUUUGUCUUUGUUUGUUUGGAAGAAAGACGAAGUAAAAUAAUGAAAACUAACCCAUGUUUUGCUUUUCUUUCUGCUGUAGCACAACAGAAAAUCACCAUGGUCCUGAAACUGGACUGACCAGAACCAGUUCCAGAUCUUCCAGUGAUAGUCAGAUUAUUAUCAGAUUAUCAUUGUCACAUCAGCAACUAGAAACAAAAUAAACUUACACAAAUUACAAACUGCACAAACAUAAAUUUUUUACACAGAUUUUUACCUUCAAUCUCACAGAUUCAUACAUUCAUACAGAACAUGUGCACGAACCACCCGAUGCGCAGGUACAUACCUGCAUGCACACAGAUCAGUUUACACGUGCAAGAGCUUCCAGAUGCUUCAUGUUCACAGCGUGUUAACAUGCUGGUUGGAAGCUGGGUCACCUCGAUUUUCUCCUCUUGUGCGCCUGUGAUUUGGUCCGUUUUCAGCAAGCUCAGCUAUCCAUCGUUUGACGCAGAAGACGGCGCAGUGGCAGCGGAAAUCAUGGGCAGUGCUGAGCAAAAUAGCUGACGUGACCAGGAAGAGAAACGAACCAAAGAAGAGGAUCAGGAAGG